AGAUGCCAUGGUAGUGUUUUGAAGUUGUGUGUAAUUUAGGUUCCGCUGCAAUGUUGGAUUAAUACGAUAGAAAUAGAAGAACUGUAAAGCUGCUGAAAUGCAGGACAAGAAAAUAGCAGUGCGUUCACAGGAUCCAAACCAGCGGCGAGUGUUGGACAGUGCCACGCGCCAACGGCGACUGAAUCGCCAGCUCGAGGCGCUCGAGAAGGAUAACUUCCAGGACGACCCUCACGCGAGCCUCCCCCCACUCAUCAAGCGCCUCCCGCAGUUCGACGAGAAUAAUGAGUCUGGCAAGCGGAGGAAGAAGACACGGGGCGACCAUUUCAAGCAGAGAUUCCGUAAGAAUUUCCAAACGCUGCUUGAGGAAGAAGACCUGAGUGUUAGUGAGGGGCCAAACUAUCUGACUGCAUGUGCUGAGCCUUCUAAGUUCCCUCAGCGUCAUUUCUGUGCUGUGUGUGGCUUCCCCUCCAACUACACCUGUGUGUCAUGUGGAGCGCGAUACUGCUGUGUACGCUGCCUUGGAACGCACCAUGAGACUAGGUGUCUGAAGUGGACUGUGUGAUUGUUUUGUGUUAUCAUGCUCUUGGUAAGAGUGAUUUGUGUUUGUAUAUCCUCUGUCACUGGACAUUUUAAUGUGCAUAAAUGUGUAUCGUGUGCAGUUUCUGAGGGAGGUUUGGGAUCCAGACUGUCAUCUGUACUGACUAUUAAAGGUCCUGUUCGCUCACUGGACUCACACUGUGUGCAUCUUUGACCUGCCAGCAUGAACUGGCCUGAACUCUGAAGACACAUGCAGCUGCUUGCCAGAACUGCGAUGCCCUGUGGCACACUCAACCCACUGAUGAAACCAAGAGUUAAAGAUUAACCAGUAUACUAAAAUGGGGAGGAAUGAUCCAAAUUAGAAGAGUCUAGAUUCUUGGUUAACAGACUGACUCCAGUGGUUUCAGGUUACAAAGCAGGAAACAUCUUUAAAGUGUUUAACAGAAGAGUUGUAGUGGAAAGUUAUAUAGAUGUGACCAUUUUGUAUUUCCUUAAAU
This is a messenger RNA of Chanos chanos (milkfish), 1034 nucleotides long. RefSeq names its product zinc finger, HIT-type containing 1 (gene znhit1). The transcript is spliced from 5 exons. The coding region runs from base 98 to 562 and encodes 154 amino acids. Gene Ontology annotation, biological process: chromatin remodeling. The record is from RefSeq and is a predicted model, not a curated record. NCBI's taxonomy places the organism in Eukaryota, Metazoa, Chordata, Actinopteri, Gonorynchiformes, Chanidae.